AGAGGUAUGUUAACAGCUGGCCAGUUGGAGCAAGUUAGGCGCAUGUUAACAGCGGAAUGUUAAGUGGCGCUGGAAUUUGAAUUAGGAAAAAUCGGUGAAUAAUGGAAAUUGUUAAUUAUUCAACUUUCUACAACUUUAUGGAUUAUAUACAUACAUAUUCGUAAUCUAUAAAAAUGUACUAUUUGCAAUUUAAGAAUCAUAACUUAACAGCUAUCAAUGCGUGUGCAUUGCUGGCGCAUGCGCUUUACCAAUUUGAGCAUUACUUCUGCCGAUGUAGCAGUCAACAUGUGCCAUAAAUAUUAACGUCUUUUCUAUGGCUGGAAAGCUUGUUUGUGGGUGCAAUGCGCCGCUCUCCCGCUUCCGCUCUUGACGCAGUCGGCGCCGAAUAAACCGUUCAGAACGGCACCAAACUUCAACGGAAGUAGAACAAACCAAGCGGAAACAGAACCACACGGUACACGGCACGGCACAGCACCGCUUCGCUCCGCACGAAUAUGGAAAAGUUUUUCAUCAACAAAUAUCAAUGAUAAAGGUAGUUUUUGUUCGGGGCAAAGUUAUGUGAAUAGAAAUGACAAAUUAUAAUUGUAAUUGCCAGCGACCGCAACUCGAGUGGGCCUAGACACUCUCUGGGGUCAGUGAAAAAGUGAGUUUUUCUCGUCGUCGGCGUUGCUGUUUCUGUUUCGGUUUCGGUUUCGGUAUCUGUAUCCAUUGUCGUCUCGCAGCAGAUUUGCUGUGUGGGCUGACUGGCUGCCUGGCAAAACAUUUAAAUAGCUCCUCCAAAUGGACUCUCAAUAAUUAUGACUGCGUGAAGAAAUCAAUAGCCAACAAUGGCCAGCAAGCCCAUGAGCAGCAGCUGCCAGAGCAUUGCAACGGCGGCCAGCAGUGCCGCCAAUACAGCAGCCGCCGUCUCCAUCUCCGCCUCGAAUGCCACCUCUGUGGGCUCCCUCAUAGCCGCCGCCUGCCAGCAACAGCAGCAGCACCUCCACCACGAGAACCAGCAGUCGUCGCAGCAGCAUCAUCAUCAUCAGUCACAUCAGCCAUCAUCGCACUAUGUCAAUGGCACUGGCAGCCUGGGUCGCCUCAAGUUCCACAAGAGUCUCGAUGCUAGCGAUGAGGAGAUCGAGUAUGCGCAGCUAUCGCAGUCCACCCACAUCCUGGGCCGCUACAAGUCGGAACGGUUUCUGGCCUCCAAGCCGGACGAGGAUCGGCGCCGUCGCACCAUCAUUGUGGAGAAGAAGAACGACACAUACGGCUUCACCCUGCAGAGCUAUGGUAUCCACUACAAGCGGGACGAGGAGCUGGAGAUGAUCACCUACGUGGACUAUGUGGAGUACGGGGGUCCCGCCUACAGAUCCGGCAUGCGCGAGGGCGAUGUGAUACUCUCGAUCAAUGGCAGGGAUAUGGAGAAGGCCGAUCACAAGACCAUCGUGGAGUUCAUCAAGCAGUGCGACACGAGAAUGCGAAUGGUGGUGCUCUUCGAGGACUGUGUGCGGAAGGUGGAUCUGCACAUGCGCUACAUCCAGCUGCAGAGCAUGCUGCAGCACAAGAUGAACGAACUGGAGCGGGUGCAUCUCAGGGAGCGAGAGCUGCUCGAGGGCAAGUGGAAGACGCACAGUCUGCCCGCGCGGAAGAAGGCCAAUGCCAAUACAUCGCCCAGCGAUGGCGAAGGAGUCUCCCCCACUGAAGCAGCGGCUGAAACGGGUUUCUAUCGUCCCGCCCUGUCCACCGAGGAUGUGGGGAAUAUAGCUGCCCGGCAGCAGGCGGCGGGUGGGGGAGCGAUCAUCCCGCCACCGGCUCAGUUUAUGCUCACGUAUCACUAUCUGGAUCCCACAUAUCGCUAUGUGCUCCGGCCCACGCACGGCAGCUCCGAGGACUACAUCGAUGGCCUGGGCCUGCAGCGGAGCAGCAGCGACCAUCAGCCGACGGCCCAGCGCUUCAUGCUGCACCGCACCGAGUCCGUGGACACCAAUACGAUCAGUCAGCCCACCACCACCGCUCCGACUCAGUACCACAGCACCACCAGUGGUGGGGCCACGGUGAAGCCACCGGCUCCGCCGCCACGAACCUGUGAAAAACACAAGCCACCAGCCAAGCCGCCCAAGGCGGAGAAGGAGAAGUCCGCCUCGGGCAAGCACUACCAUGUGGGGCAUUCGUGCAAUCCCUGCCUUGGGCACUUCCGCUGGAAAUCGACGGAGAAGACGCCCCUGCCGGCCGGGGACAAUGUCAGCCUCGAUGCCUACGACCUGGCCAGUCCCUGCUGCGACACGCAGUGUGUGCCCAGCCGACGCCGCCAUCGCCAGCACAAGGAGCACACCCACAAGCACAAGCACCGCGAGAGGGAGCGCGAGAGAGUGGAGAGCAAGGAGCAGCGGACUAGACCCAAAUCCCAGUCGCAUGCUUCGCCCAGUGCCAAUGGAGGUGGACAGGGACACCACCACCAUCAUCAUCAUCACCAUCACAGUCGUGAGCAGCAGCAGCAACAGCAACAGCAGCAGUUGCAACAACAGCAGCAACAGCAGCAGCAGCAGCCGGUGCCGCAUCAUCAUCACUACCACCAUCCGGCGCAGGGACAGACUACUCCGACGCCCUGCCAUGCCAAUUCUCAGUCGGGGAGCACACGUUCCCGCUACUUUGAUCUGGCCUCUGGCCUGGCCAGCCACUGUAGCCUCCACUCCUGCACUUCCAGCGAUUUCGCGCCUGCGGACUCUGCCUCCUACACCACCUCCAUCAGCACGGAUACUCUGUUCUGGGAUCCCAAGAGCGAGACGGGACAGUCGCGACAGCAUUCCACCAAGUCCAGACAAUCCUACGAGCAGCCGCACCAACACCAACAGCAGCCGCAACAGCAGCCACAGCCCCAACAGCAACAUUCACAUCAGCAGUCCCACCAGGUGCCGCCACACCAUCAUCAUCAUCAUCCGGGCUAUCAUCAGCGGUACCAUGUGACGGCCACACAGGUGCAGCCCUCGCAGAUUUACCCCAACACCAUAGCCUACGUGCAGAAGCCCAAGUCCUGGGACAAUCUGGCUACCAAGGCAGCGGGUGGCUAUGGCUUCGGCUAUGGAUAUCUGGACACGGUGGCCGUGAAGCCGCCGGUGAAGCUGCAAAUCGCACAGCAACGUCACUCGAUGCCGCGUCGCAAUCCCUACGGACGCUUCUCCACCUACGGGGAUGUGGAGAACUAUGCCCCACCGCCCACGGAGUUUGUGGGCGAGCUGACGACCACCACAACAACGACGAUUACGGCCAAGUCCACGGAGGAGCUGCUGGCCGCCUGCGAUUGUCUGUCGCCGCAGCAACAGGCUGCCCUCAAGGCGGCCCAAUAUCAACUGAGCCAAAACCAAAAGUUGACCCACCAGAACUCUUGUCAAAUGGGUUACUACUCGCAUCUGCCACGGCCCACGACAGAUGUGGGCACCUCCACCAGUCAACAGGUGCACAAUGGGGCUGGGGAUGUGUCCACGGUGUCGGAGGCAACGCGUUUGUAAGUCACAUCUAUCAAUACUCUGGGUGAUCUAUCCAAAGAACCGUCUAAAUAAUGCACAGAAUGCACUAGGAGCGUGUCUCCAACUCGCGACUCUCCACUCAAACACUGUACAUCGAAAUCAUUAGAAAUGGUAACCAAGCCAAAUUUUAACACACACAGAAUCAAUACUAUAGCCAAACUACGAGUUUUUUUGUAUGCAUACAGUGAGUUUCAUAACUAUAGCAUGGUCUGGAUCCCACAUGACAAUACCGAUGAAGAGUAGGAAAUCGUAGGAGCAGUAGAAACAUCAAAGUAAGCCCUGUCCAGCUGUCCUAUAGUUGUGAAACAGACUGUAAAUGUGGCAUACAACUAGGACGGAACGCAUUUGACGUUUUGGAUUUAUUUAAAGACUGAAGCUAUGCGCAUAUUCCAAAUGAGAGAUAAAUCUGGCGUCUUCUAAUGAUAGUUAGAUGAUCAUAUAUAUAUAUUAUAUAUAUAUAUCCGUAAUUGCCAUAUAAUAUGGUUACCUAUCAUGCAUCUAUAGCUAUUGUUUUACAUACAUACAUAUAUACAUAUUUACUGUACGAGUAUACUGUAUCCGAAAUGAACAAUGUAAUUUAUUUCAUUGUGAUAGUGAAUGGGCAAGGCACGGGCACUAAAAAUCGCAACAAUUUUAGUCGAAAUUUUAUCAAAAAGAAAUUGAAAACCAAAAUUCAAAACGCUUUUAUGUAAUGCAAAUACAAAAUGUAAUUGUUAAUAAUGUACUUCAAUGUAAUGCAAAAUAAAAAUCAAACAAAU
This is a messenger RNA of Drosophila obscura, 4264 nucleotides long. RefSeq lists its product as uncharacterized. Lineage: Eukaryota; Metazoa; Arthropoda; Insecta; Diptera; Drosophilidae. Gene Ontology annotation, molecular function: protein binding. The transcript has 3 exons. Bases 828 to 3488 code for a protein of 886 amino acids. The record is from RefSeq and is a predicted model, not a curated record.